Diospyros lotus (date-plum) is the source of this 597-nucleotide messenger RNA. RefSeq names its product protein BRICK 1. Gene Ontology annotation, biological process: cell motility; actin filament organization; regulation of actin polymerization or depolymerization. Gene Ontology annotation, cellular component: SCAR complex. The record is from RefSeq and is a predicted model, not a curated record. Lineage: Eukaryota; Viridiplantae; Streptophyta; Magnoliopsida; Ericales; Ebenaceae. Gene Ontology annotation, molecular function: protein-containing complex binding. The coding region runs from base 80 to 337 and encodes 85 amino acids. The transcript is spliced from 2 exons.
ACGGCGUUAUACCGUAGGCACAAGAAAGAAGAAAUAGCGCCGCCUCCAUUCUCCACGGAGGGAGCGGCGAAAAAGAAGGAUGGCAAGGGCAGGGGGAAUAACCAACGCAGUGAACGUAGGGAUCGCAGUGCAAGCCGACUGGGAGAAUCGGGAGUUCAUUUCUCACAUUUCCCUCAAUGUUCGUCGCCUCUUCGACUUCCUCGUCCAAUUCGAGGCUACAACAAAGAGCAAACUAGCAUCACUAAAUGAGAAGCUUGAUAUACUAGAGCGGCGUCUUGAACUGCUUGAAGUCCAAGUGGGUACUGCAGCGGCCAACCCUUCUUUGUUUAACACCUGAUGUUUGGGAUUGUUGUACUUUUAAAAAGAACCAGCUUGCCUGUAAGCUACUCUUAUCUGGAAUCUGGACAGAUUGCUUGGUCUUGGAAUCCAGUGUGACACUGUAUAUCCAUGCCUGCUAUGCUUUCCAUGUCUCAAAUUUUUGAAGAACAUAUGUCAUGUAUGGGUUUUUACUGUAGUAUAUAUAUUUCAAGAAGUUGUGAAGCUGCUUUUCAGAUGUGACAUAAUUGGAAGUUGAUUCUAUGUUUUGGCUGUGCUUGA